AUGGUUUUGGCUUCAUCUCCGACGCCGGACGUUCCCUCAUCUCCAGACACCGACACUCUUCAUACCAAUGCUACUCCCUCAGAGCUAUCGACACCUCUCACACAAUCUGGACGGACUUCACCUAACUCUGUCGAAAUUGAAGUUCCGGAUGAAUCUGCUACCACCACGCAGAAGAAAAAGAAGAAGAAGAAAUCCAAGAAAUCCAAGGCCAAGGACGCGUCUGUUGCCCAUUCCCCUGAUGACGCAGAUACAGAGAACCGUCCGCCUGUUCUGUGUAUUAGUAGAAAUAAGCAUUGGCGCUAUAUAAGCUCCUACCAUGGACCUUGGCUGCAACUCCCUGCAGAGCUUCUCGAUUCACUGUUAACUCUCAAUCUAGAUCCUGGUACUCUGUCAGGACCUGAUACUCGUCUUCCACCCUUGCUUCCCCCUUCGUCAAGUGUAUCGUCUAGCAAACAAAGAGACCGUGGCUUCCAUGGCUUCGGCGACUUCUCGCCUCCAGAUUCUCCACGAAAUCCAUUUACAUCGAUGCCCCUACCACCUCCAUUUCCACCUCCAAAGCCUGGAAAGGCUACUCCCCCUCCAAUAGACCCUGGCGUUUUUCGCUCUGUCAGAAACAUACGACGGCUGAUAGAUGAGGCUGCUGAAUUGUCUGUCCGUGCUUCUUCUGGUCUCUCUGCUGCAGAAUUAGGUUCUAUGAGGUCAGGCUCUGGCCCUGGUGGAAGUCCGUGGGCAGCUGCUCAAUCUCUCGGUAUUAACCCCCUUGGCAAUAAUAAUAGCGGAGGAAGAAACGUAGCUAUGUCUGCCACGCGAGUUCAUAGAUUACGCGCGCUGGCUGUUCAGAAACUGGCCCAAGCUUACAAAGCUGAUGAAAUUGCGUCGAGUGUCAUGGUCAUGCAAGGAGGCAGCGUCUUUGACGACCUCGCAGAGCGUGUUCUCAGAGUGGAUCCAAAUGACCCAGACGCGAGAUAUGUCCAUUUUUUCCAUGAAAAAAUUCCCUCCAGACAGCUGGCCGAAUCGACUACGACAAACGUUCUGGACGACCUGAUUGCGAUGUACCCUCAACGUCUCGAAUACUACCGUACUCGUGGCAUCGUUCAUUGCUUCCGAGAUGAAUUCCCUCAGGCAACGAAGGACUUUACUCAUGCCCUCAAAGAAGCGCGAGCUGUUCGUAAAGCUAAGAUGGCUCAUCACAACAACGGAUCUCAGAAUGACUCGCGUACGACCAAGCAUGGGAAACGCAGGAAAGGGUCCUCUGCGGCUCACACGAACGGUCAAGCACCACCCGACGGCACCAGCGCCAUGGAAAAUGGGGUCGAGGGGUCAGACGGGGAGCCGUUUCUGAAACAUCCAUCUGUUUUAGAAGACGCUCCCGACCCCAUUGAACCACAACUUUUAUUUCUCCGUGGUGCAGCUUAUUUGCAGCAUGCGAUGCAUUUGAUUGAAACUGCCGUGUUAAAUCUGGAGGGCGUCAGUAAAACCCCUUCCAUAGACGGCGCUGAAUUAAGACUCUGCUACAUCGAACACGGUAAAUAUGGCGGCAUCGAAAUUGGCAACCCUGAUGGACCUCUUGGAAAACGCGAUGGACCCAAACUUGCCGCCUAUUCUAGCACUCUUGGAGAGAAGGCUUUCAGGGACCAGGUCACCCAGUUGUUGAAAAGAAGCUUACGCGACCACGAGAAAUUUCGUGCCCAUUUUGAUUCGCUCGAAUCUCCGAAUGCCAUCCCUGACGGUGACCUGGCCUAUCAGACUGAAUACGCCUUCCUUCUGUCCGAGUGCAUGAGGCCUGGAAACCACUCUGCACAGCCACCUCCGAUUCCAGACGCCCCUGCGAUGUUCACUACGUACCACCCGCUGCUUGUGGAGUCCCAUUUUAGCGUGCUUAUUUGUGAACUGAUGCUUGCCGACUUUGUCAACAUUCUUCCGACGUUCAUCCACGUUGCUUCUGUGGUGGAUGGGCUCGAAGGGUACCCCAUUUUUCUGCCUCCCAGGUCCAUGGCUCAGGCCGAGUUUAUCGAGGUUCUUGAACGUCUUGCGAGCGGGUGGAAAAAUGGUGUUCAGCCCCAUUCUUUAUCGGCACAGCGAGGGAAAAGUCGACUCGCCAUUGAUUUGCCUCCCCUCGUUCGGCCGACUCCGCCGCCGCCGACGCCCACUUACAAAAUUGUAAGGUCAAGUUCAUACCAGGGCUCGGACAAUAGCCAUCGUGUCAACGGCUCGUCGUCGUCGUCCUCUACUUUGAAUUACAGUAUGAGCAAUGGCAGCUUAUAUUCCGCUUCAUCAUCUUCGCAGCAUACACUCAGCCCGACUGGAGAAGAAAAAACUAACGAGAGCAAUAGCUACACCUACAAGUACGAUCACGACCAUCUGUUGACAUCUGGGCCUGCACCUUCUCCCGCUUCUACUACUAGCCACACCCGCUCGGACGCGAUAGAAGCUUUGGACUGUGCACGCAUCUUGCUGGCUCCUGUAGUCAAACGCCAACGCGAACGCGCAGAACGAGCGGCUGCUUUAGAAAGGAGCACACUGGGUAGGAAGAAAGUCAUGCCCAUUAAUAUCCCACUUCAUGGACCUCGCGUCGAAAUUGUCCUUGCCUGGCUUGCUGCUGUUCAUUUGCCCGAACUGGACGAUGCUUGUUGA
Messenger RNA from Psilocybe cubensis, 2634 nucleotides. RefSeq lists its product as uncharacterized. The record is from RefSeq and is a predicted model, not a curated record. The coding region runs from base 1 to 2634 and encodes 877 amino acids. Lineage: Eukaryota; Fungi; Basidiomycota; Agaricomycetes; Agaricales; Agrocybaceae. The transcript has 4 exons.